This is a messenger RNA of Staurois parvus, 1128 nucleotides long. Lineage: Eukaryota; Metazoa; Chordata; Amphibia; Anura; Ranidae. The record is from the annotation of a GenBank genome assembly.
CCCAGUUCCCUUCUCCCCCUCCCGCUGUUGCCUCUACAGCACCCACAUGACACGGAGCCGUGCACCCUGAUAACAGAAGGGAAGAAAGGACCCCCACCGUUGUCAUUGCUAGCAGGCUCCUUCCUUCUUCCCUUCGGCUCUCCUCUCUGGUGUGUCCCUGUGCCAGGCGCCAUGCCCAAUAUCGUGCUGUUCAGCGGCAGCUCUCACCAGGAUCUCUCCCAGAAAGUGGCAGAGCGGCUCGGACUGGAGCUGGGCAAGGUGGUCACCAAGAAAUUCAGCAACCAGGAGACCAGUGUUGAGAUUGGCAAGAGCGUGAGGGGGGAAGAUGUUUACAUCAUACAGAGUGGUUGUGGUGAGAUCAAUGACAACCUAAUGGAACUCCUCAUCAUGAUAAAUGCUUGCAAGAUUGCUUCUUCCUCUCGGGUCACUGCAGUCAUUCUAUGUUUUCCAUAUGCUCGCCAAGACAAAAAAGACAAGAGUCGGGCUCCUAUAUCUGCCAAGCUGGUUGCAAACAUGCUGUCUGUAGCUGGAGCUGAUCACAUUAUCACCAUGGAUCUCCAUGCUUCCCAGAUACAGGGUUUCUUUGACAUUCCUGUAGAUAAUCUGUAUGCUGAACCAGCAGUACUGCAAUGGAUUAGGGAGAACAUCCCUGAAUGGAAGAACUGCAUCAUUGUAUCUCCUGAUGCUGGUGGUGCCAAAAGGGUGACAUCCAUUGCCGAUCGACUGAAUGUUGAGUUUGCCUUAAUCCACAUGGAAAGGAAAAAAGCGAAUGAGGUGGACAGGAUGGUAUUAGUUGGAGAUGUGAAAGAUCGCAUUGCAAUUCUUGUUGAUGACAUGGCUGACACAUGUGGUACUAUAUGCCAUGCUGCUGACAAGUUGCUUUCUGCUGGAGCGACAAAAGUUUAUGCAAUUUUAACACACAGCAUUUUCUCUGGACCUGCCAUUUCUCGGAUCAAUAAUGCGGCGUUUGAGGCUGUUGUGGUUACCAACACAAUACCACAGGAAGAUAAAAUGAAGCACUGCUCAAAGAUCCAGGUAAUCGACAUUUCUAUGAUCUUGGCAGAAGCAAUUAGGAGGACUCAUAAUGGCGAAUCUGUGUCAUAUCUCUUCAGCCAUGUCCCAUUAUAG